AUGUCAGGAACUCGGUUUGAUCUUCUUAAACAGAAGGAAGAUAGGCAUUACCAUUUCACUAUAGGGAUCAAGGGAGGUGAAAGUGUGGGGGGAUAUCCAGCACCACCCGGAAGUCACAUUGGUCAGCAGGGUAGAUCUGUUACCUGGCAUGCCUUCAGUAAAGAUACUGGCUCCGAGCUGAGCAGGCAAGCAGUGAAAUCUGAACCAACAAGAAUAAGACCAACAUAUCCAUUUCCUAGUCUGCAUUUGAUACAGGGAGGUGAAAGUGCGGAUGAAUUAGAUGAAGAAUAUGCAUAUGCUGACAGAACAAAAGAGAAACUUGUUUGGGUUGAUGCACUGAAUAAAUGGGUUCCACAGAGACAGCUUCAUCCGAGACCUUACAUGAGCUUUGUAGGCAAUGCUCCAGUCUUAGAGAAACAUAGCAGGUUACCAAAGGAGAUUGAUGGUGGCGGACAGCACGAUGGUGUACAGACUUGUGAGCGGUUUGAGAUGCACAUGGGGCAACGCACCAGUGUAUCACAGCCGCAAGACAAGUCCAAACAACGGAACAAUGAAAAGCGUGAAGCGAUUAGGAAGCGGGCUCAGGAACUGGCGGAACAGAAAAAACAGAGGAAAGCAUACUCUACCCCACUAUAUACAUCUAUAACUGAAAGAAAGCAAAAUCUGAAACCAAGAGAACAGAGCAGUCGGACCCAUUCUUCACUACCAGUGUCCCCUGUACAUCACAAGGAGAAAGUUCCCUCUCCUAAACAAGUAUGGCAAGCUGAGGAAAGCCCUAAACUACAGAGGGUACAGGAGAAAAAACCACAGCAAGUGUCCCCUAUGAAGAAAGAGAUUUCUAUUACACUAGUGUCACCUCAACCUGAAGAUGAGGUGAAAGAUGAAGAUGAAGACAGGGAUAAGGUGUCGGAGAAGAAAGUCACUUUUAUAGAUGAGGGUAAAACUACUGCAAAAUCUAGUAAGAAAAAGAAAGACGAGGAAGAUUCAGAGAGCAGUAAGAGUGCGGAGGAGGAGAUGAAACUGGAGGAACAACGUCUCAUAGAAUCUCUAGAGAAACAGAGACAAAUACAGAUACAAGAACAACAAAAACUGCUGGCUGAACAACAGCAGAAGGAGAAGGAACGAAAGGAGAAAGAACGUUUAGCAGAGGAGGAGAGGUUAAGAAAAAUGAAAGAGUCUAACAAUAUGCAGAAACAGCCGCUGUCGACACAAAACCAAAACCAUGACAACUAUUAUGAAAAUACUAUGAAUGCCGCAGGUAAAAGAAGAAAAGGUAAAGGCAAAGUUCAGCCCAAGCCAACAAAGGUAGACAAAUCUCCACCAAAGAAACCAGUUAUAAAGAAAAUAGAGGAGGAAAAGCCAUCAGAAAAUGUGGUCAAUAGUGUGAAAUAUGUAAAACCAACAAAACCAGUAGUUACUGCAGAAACAGAAAGCAAACCAAAACCAAAGGUUACAGAUAACAAAUCCAAGGCUAGGGAUAACCUUGUUAAAAAACUAAGAACUGAAAAUUUGCAAGAGCAUAUUCCAAAAGUUGUACCAAAGCCUAAACCAGACCCGCCAAGCAAACCCAUGUUGGCAGGCAUUGGAGCCCAGCAGAAACCUGUGACUGCUGUGCCACAGGGUACGAAACCAGAGAAGAAAGAAGAAAAGUUACCAGUCACGAAACCUAUAAAAGAGGAAGAGAUCAUCAAACCCAGGUCUCCAGCAAGUGAAAGAAGGAAGAGUAUUAUAGAACAAAGAGAGAUUGUGAAGAAAGAGAGACGGGAUGGUAGAAAGUGUUCGAAGCUGGUAGAGGAACCCAAACAGCUUGAUGAAUUAGAAGUUGAUGUUAAGAAAGUUGAGUCCUGGAUAUAUGAGAAGGUAGAUUUCUUGGAGAAGAAAGAGCUGGAGAAAGAAGAAGUGCAUAUAGAGACAGAACCAUUGCCAUCUUUGUUUGCUGAUUUAAAUCCUGAAUUAAUUGAAAAAGAAAAAGAAAAAUUUGAACGAAAGGAAAAAAGGAGAAAAUUUGUAUUAGCAAACUUACUUAGUAAUGAUAAAGCAGUGAGAAAGUGGAGAAAGCCAGGGAAAGUAGAUAGUUCGUAUGCUGAUGAAUUACGGAGACUAGAACUGGCAGAGGAGAGGCGGAAAAGACAAAUGGAGAUGUUUGAGCGGUUAAAAAAUCGUAGACUAUCUCCUGUUAAUGCUGCCUUUGAUGAUGGUACGCCUAGAUUUGAGGAUUGUGAAAUAAGAUCUAGACCAGAAUCUGGUGGGUUUAGUUUGGAUUUUGAUGAUGGUUUCUUGGCAAAGUACUGUAUAUUUACUAAAGGCAAUAUUGAGAUGUACAGACAUGCAUUUGAUGCAGUAGAUGAAGCAAAGACUGGCUGGUUGGAGGGUGAGGAUGUGAUGAUUGCCCUCAGAGGUGUCAAUAACAAACUUACAGAGGCUGAGGAGGAAUAUUUGUACAGGGUGCUGGAGUUGACAGGUUACAAACUCACUCAUGGUGCUGACUUCAAGAUAUUUUCUGUCCUUGCUGCUCUGUCACAGAGAAUAUCUGCUCUAGAUAAAUGGAUGAAGAAUUUGAUUGGACAGAUGGAUUUUAAAGCUCUUGAAAUGAAAAUGUUUAAGUGCAAAACAUUAUGGGAGUGCAAUGUUGAUAAAGAAACUAACAGUAUAUCAAUAGAUCAGUUAUGUGUGGACUUAAGGGCGGGUGGGGUAAGUUGGGAACAUGAAAUGGAGGUGCGAGAGAAACUAGCUCACUUACAUGCGCUAGAUUUACUGGACUUCUUGACUUAUAUACCAUUGUUCAUUAUGAUACACGAAGCUGUUGUGAAAAAUCCUCUUGAUAAUACAAGGAAUAAGUGAGUUCAUUCCACUGUUAUGAAUAAGUGAGCAAAUAGUGAAUAAGUGAGAAAAUAGUGAAUAAGUGAGAGAAAAAGAGCAGGAAAAUGAAUAAGCAAACUACUUGGUAAUAGCAAAUAAAGGAAUUAGUACACAAUGUCAUGAGGAAAUCAUGAUAAGAUUUAUAGCAGAAGUACAUCAACCGAGAGAAAGAUGCCAACAGAAGCAUAUGACUUGAAAAAGUGUGAAAAAUGUGAAAGCAGAAAAGGAAUUAGUGAAAAAAAAUGAAUACAAGAGAUUAAGUUAAAUAGAACAAAUACAGAGAAAAAUGAAGACAGAUGACUUGACAUGCACAGUGAAAGGAUUUGUUCUGAUAUAAGAUAAUUAUAUAUUGUUUAUAUUUCAUACAAGUGACAUUAGUUCAUAAGUUGCAUGUUUUAGCUUAUCUAUUAAUUCACAGAGCAUUUGUGAGAAAAAUAUACUUUCUAGAACUUCUGUAUUUGUUUAAUUGAUCUCACUUAGAUUCAUAAAUUUUACAAGAAAAACUUCAUUAAUAAUGAUGCUGUUUGAACAAUAACUUCUGCUACUUUUAUAUCUCGGGAUAAGGUUGGGAUGGUGGGAUCUUUGGCAACAUAAUUAUAUUUAUGAUGCAAAAGUAGAGCUAUUGUACUCACCCCUUUGUCAGCUUUAGUGUUGACAUCUCAAUUUGGUUAAGUUUUCAUGUAUGUAAGCUGGUAAUUUUCUCAAUAUCCAUUCAUGGGAAUUGAUUGACAAUUCACACACUGUUCAGUGCUACAUUCUAAAAUGCAGUGCACAAGUUCCAUAACUCUUAUUUUGUGUUUAAAAAAUUAGAACCCUUUCCAACUUUGCAAUUUUUCAUGAAAUCUGUUUUAUCUUGCAAAGCAACAUAAGACGCUGAAAAUUGUUGCAACUUUCGUAUUUAUUUAUUUCCAUGUUUUCAUUAUUUAUUAAACCUGCUUAACCUUUAGCCUGCUGGCGGCAAGUGAUUCUGCCUUUGCAAUCAGUGCAGACCAUGAUCAGCCUGCACGGAUGUUCGCUAUUCAGUCAGUAAAUUCUCAGUGAAUACCCCUUCGAAUAAUAAAUGGUAUUGUUCAAAUUGAAUGACAGACCAGUCCAUUACAGAAAUUUAGCAUUAUAGUAAAGGUUAAGAAUAGACGAGUGUUGCUGUCCUCUGCUAGCUCAUGUUUUAAUUGUCAGCACACAGAAUGGUAUAAAGCUGUUAGUCAAAUUCAAUAUUUAAAAUAUGCUUACUCUGAUAUUUUGCUGUUUAAAAAUGUUUUUGGGACUUCUUGUGUUUCAUCAGGAAGGUCUAAUACAUAUUAGUCGUUCCAGGUUUUGUAUAGUUAGGGUUUUCAUUUAUGAUCUAUAUUUCUUUUUUACUACAUUUAAAAAAGAAUAAAUAUUUGUUGUUUAUAUCAAGUAAGGAUUUAUAAAGUCCAGUCAGAACAAACAAAAAAGGGAGAGAUAGGUAGGUGUGCAAUACUUAUGUAUACUGUAUGUGAUAUUUUACUGUGAUAAAUUACUUGAGAGUCUGCUUUAUACCCCCAAAUAAAUACCGCCAGGACUUUGAUUUUUACAAUUGAGGGAUGGUGUUUAUUUAGGGACCCAGUUUCAAAAAAAAAAAAAUGAAAUAAAUAUAUAUAGCUAUGAAUCAGUCUUCAACUAAAUGAAUUUUAACAAUAUUUUCCAAAGUCACGCUGAACAGAACUUAUCAUUAUUUCUGUGAGGUAAAUAGGGUAGGGGAAACAUUUAUAUGGGGAUAUACAGUAUGUGAAAUGUUUGUAACGUAUCAUGAGAGUAUAACUGUUGAAAAUUUCUGUAUGUAAUGUUUUUACAAGUCAAAUGGUUUAUCGCGGCCAGAAAUUUGUACAAACCGGACAGAAGUUGCGAAAUUGUCAUUUGUGCAGGAAAGAAGCGUUUAUCUUAAUGUCCAGUACUGGACAGGUAUAGUGACCAUGCACGGACACAGCCAAUUUUCUCAGAGGGGGUCCGAUCCCCUGCCCCCCCCCCCCCCCCCCCCCCCCCCUGGAAAUUUUGAAAUUUAGCACUUCAUUUUUUGCAUUCUGGGACAGUUUUAUGGACUAACCUGUUAAAUUUGGGAAAAUGAUAAGAUCAAGCUUUCUUGAAGUAAAAUUCUUAGUUUCUUUUAGAUAAAUAAUAUGAAUUAUGUUGGGGUCGUAUGUAGCAGCAGCCGCAUAUACUUUACAUGCAGUCCUAAUGUUGCCUUUUUUGAAAAACAUUUUCUUUCCUUCUUGUCUUCUUUCCUUUUUUUAAAGAUUUUCCAGAGGGGGUCCGGACCCCCGGUCCCCCUCUGGAUCCGCGCAUGGUGACAUAUCAUGCUUUCUUUUAUGCAGGUAAACUUGUGUUUGGUUUAAUUUCAACAGAGCACAAUUGUCUGAACAGUGUACAAACUCAUUACUGUUUUUUCAGGCAAGGGUGGAAAAAAAAGGUAGACAAUGAAAGCAGUAACAUUUUUAUUAAAAAAAAAAUAAACAAUGAGACAAACAUUUCCAACAUCUUUGGACGGUUCAAAAAUCCCAUGUUAAACAUACGAUAAAGCCAGAAACACGUGAAAAUGUUCCGAAUGUAAAUCGGGUGAAGUAGGUGCUCUAUGUAUAGAGUUAGAUUAUGCAUCUAGAUACUGUACCAGAGGGGUCAGUCAAUUGUGGGUUAUUGAUUAAACUGGGCGAGUCUACUUACUUAUUACUUGAGGAUGAAAAAAAACGUGUUUUUUAAAUGUUGCUCUUAAACAAGGGUGGCGGUUGAACUACUAAAAGUACAACAACAGUUAAUUCACAACAAAUCGUACGGUAUGUUUUAUAAUCAGUAGAAGCUAGUCGUAUUUACGCUUAUGAGACCUGUUUCACCCAUAAGAAAAGAAUUCACAGGUCCAUCAUGAAAUAUUUUCCCCAGCGCGCAUAUACUUCACCUAUUCAAUAUGAUCGCGGCCUCCCCGGCCGCGAUCAAACACAGGAUUAUGUUAAAUGUUUGUGGAGGUUAUCUUACCAAAACUAGAUUUUGAAUGAGUAGUUGUUCACUUUAUAAAUAGGUAGAUUAGUGGUAUUUGCCUAUCAAAGAGAUGAGAAAAUAUUGUUCUUGACUGUUGAUCAGAUUGGCUCAUUUUGUGGCUACACAUUUAAUCAUAAAUUCAUUAAUUAUUAAUUAGAAUUAAUAAUAAGCAAAUGUUUAAUAAUAUUGAUCUGAAGAAAAUAUUAAACCUACAUCAAAUAUGUGCUAAAGUGUCAACUUGAAAAGGUCUAGAGGAAAAUAAUGUCUGAAAACAUAUACAUGUAUAUUGGCAUAAAUUUUUCAUCUAAAUUUCCAUAAAUCAAAGUGUGUACAUUUGGUUUGUGCAAAUUAAAGAAUUGUACUUUGGUGGUACACAAUAUCAGAAAUGCCAUUAUAAGUUAAAAUUCACCAAUAUUCAGUCUACAGCUAAGAUAGUAUUGUAUUAAAUAUAACAAUGCUAAAAGAAUAUUUUACAGUAUUUGGGGUAAGCACACAGUUGUUAAUGAAUAUAUUUAUUACACAUACUAGUAAACAAGAUGUUAAAUGAUACAAUGCAGUCACUUUGGCUUCAUUUCUCUAUUAUGUUUUGUAAAUAUGUAUUUAAUGUAGUAACAAUGUUGGGUCUGCUUUUGUAGACUAAAAUAAAGAUAAUAAAAUAGUC
Mercenaria mercenaria is the source of this 6508-nucleotide messenger RNA. Its product is annotated as calponin homology domain-containing protein DDB_G0272472-like. Gene Ontology annotation, molecular function: calcium ion binding. The record is from RefSeq and is a predicted model, not a curated record. NCBI's taxonomy places the organism in Eukaryota, Metazoa, Mollusca, Bivalvia, Venerida, Veneridae. The transcript is spliced from 22 exons. The coding region runs from base 1 to 2841 and encodes 946 amino acids.